GGACGUCGACAACGGAGUGCUGGGCGGGGCCGAUGUAGAUGGCGACGUUUAUGAGAUAGUGGAGGGUGUCGAUUACGAUUGCAUCAUCGACAGCGGUGUCGACGUCGAAAUAGAGGAGGAACCGAUGGUGGGCGAAGUGGUAGAGGGUGAGGACGGGGAGGAGGUGGUCGCGAUGGCAGCGGUGACCGUAGAGGACGGUGGUAUCGAGGUGAUCGAGGAGGAAGAGAUGGAUGAUGAGGAAGUCGGGCGCAUGAUGAGAGAUGGUGGCGGUGGUGGUGAUGAAGACGAUAGAGUCGGAGGAGCGAGAGUUAGAGUAGCAGGAGCAGAAGAGAUCGUGCUAGGAGGCGCAGUCGUUGACGACGACGAGCUACAUGGUGAUCCAUCGGAAGGGGUUAUCAUCGAUACGGCUACCGACGAGGACGAGGAGCUCCUGCUGCAUCACCAGCAUCACCAUCAUCAUCAUCAUGAGCAAAUAUUAGAGCAUCAUCACGAUCUUGAUGCGGUCGUUGAGGAAGAUCACCAUCAUCAUCACCAACAGGAGGAGGACGAUGAUCAUGAUGGAAUGCACCAGCAGCAUCAUCAUCAUCAUCAUCAUCAUCAUCAACAGCAGCAGCAGCAGCACCAUCAUGAUCAUCAGGAUGUGCAUGACUCGAUCGAGGAUCAUCAUCACGGACUUCACGUGCACCACGUUGUGGAGGAUGGCAGUGAAGAGAUACUAGGUGGUGAAGAGCUCGAAGAGCAAGAGAUAGUGGUUCAGCAUGGCUUCGUCGAUGAGGAGGAUCCAGUCACUUCAUCCGAAAAGGAUGCAACUGUAGCACAAGAAGGACGCGAAGCUGGAUUAAGCUCCGUUACUUCCGAUCACGACGAUGCCGCUGAUACUGGUGGUGCUAGUGGUGCUGGUAGUAGUGAUGGUGGGGGUGGUGGUGGUGGUAGAGGCAACAGUACCGAUCAUCCCGGUUUACCAUCGUCCUACAAACUGUUUUUCAGUUUGUAAAGUGAAGGCAGAACAGAUCCUUUGAAGAAUCUCCGGAGAAGCAAACGAUCCGGUGGAUAGAUAAUAUAUCUGUUGCUACGUACCUCGAUUUGGAGGAGGUACUGAUUUGACUCUUAAGUUUUAUGUGCUCUAGGCGCUCUAUAUUUUAAAAUGAUUUUUUUGGCAAUAUUUUCACCACACGAGGCACACAAACGUGUGUGAGUGUGACCGUGAUGUGGAUUCUAAAUUCAUGGGCGCAUAGGCGCCAGCGAAAAAAAAGUCACGCAACAGAUGGGUGGCAUCAAAGGCAUGAUUAACAGCCCAUUUUUUUCUAUUUUAUCUGUUGACUUUCUUUUCGGGCCUUUAAGUUAUGUUUGUUACAGUCUGUACAUAAUGAAUGAAACCCGUAGUCUGCAUGUGUACCGCGUGGAAACAGGCGACUCGGAAAAAAGCACGCAAGAUCACGGUAGAUCGAUCGAAGAUCACGUUUCCGGAUUUAUAAAUAGAAAGAUAGUUCAAGUUUAGGAUUAACUACAAAAGAUCCGCUUACGAUGUUCAUAGUGUGCGAUACGUAUGCGAGAUAGAGGAGGAGGAAGAGCAGCAGAAAAAGAUUCCUGUCAAGAACACGGAUCCAUUCAAGGACUGCGGUGGGCCCGCUGUAGUGUAAAUAAACGAAUAAUUAGAUUCCGUGGGGGUAGAGGGUAUUAGUUCUCAUACUCAAACAAAACAAAUCGUAAAAAUAGUAAAGUAAUUCAAUAACCUAAUCAUCGUCGUCGUCAUCGUCCACCAUCAUCCUAAAUUACAUUCACAGUUAAUCCAUUUCAAAGGCAG
This is a messenger RNA of Anopheles darlingi, 1804 nucleotides long. RefSeq names its product sarcoplasmic reticulum histidine-rich calcium-binding protein-like. The coding region runs from base 125 to 994 and encodes 289 amino acids. The record is from RefSeq and is a predicted model, not a curated record. The transcript has 2 exons. NCBI's taxonomy places the organism in Eukaryota, Metazoa, Arthropoda, Insecta, Diptera, Culicidae.